Molecule: messenger RNA, 2287 nt
Organism: Suillus discolor
Lineage: Eukaryota; Fungi; Basidiomycota; Agaricomycetes; Boletales; Suillaceae
Product: glycoside hydrolase family 79 protein
Exons: 13
Coding region: 90-2066 (658 amino acids)
Source: RefSeq, a predicted model, not a curated record
CGACCUUCUCCAUCACUUUGUAGCUAGUUAGUCCUUGUUUUCAUCGUCCACUGCUUUUUUGAUUAUUUUCCAAUACACCCUCAGGCUACAUGCGACUAUUCCACCCUCUCAGUGUUUUUGUCUUUGUCAUCUUAUCAUCCUUCGUCAAUGCCAGCGUGACAGUAUACCACCAAGUCCCAUUAGCGGAUUCAACGACCACCGCAUCUUCCGCAAAUUAUACCGGCGCUGCAGCUUAUGAUCCUACUGUACUAACACCCCCGCCUGUCCCUACGGGGCUCACAACACAAUUCGGAAUCCAGCUCUCCAGUUCUUCGGCAGCUGUGCAGGGUCUGAGUAUACCCCAUAAAGGGUCUUUCAUGGGAUUUUCUAUCGAAUUCACUGUCAUCAACCAAAUUUUCGGUAUAAAUGCCACAUACUUGCAGGUUCCCUUUUUAAACCUCAUGGCCAUCCUUCGCGAACGGGCAGGCGAGGUGCUCAUUCGAGUCGGAGGCAAUACUCAAGAGACUGCAGUCCUCGUGGAUAGUCUUCCUGGAGGUGUGAUGAUGACAAAAGAACGUGGCACUACGGGUGAUGUGACUGCCACCCCAACGCUUCUUUACACAGCCGAAGUUUUUUACACGAUGGCGAACAUCUCGGCUCUUGUAAAUACAAAAUGGUUCCUCGGCAUACCGUUUAACGACACGAAUAACCUCCGACUUGGCAUCGCGGAAGUCGGCGAAGCUGUGUUGAGUGGUCCUGGAUAUCUGCUCGGGUUCCAAGUUGGAAACGAGCCCGAUCUUUAUGCAGCACACGAUGUCCGACCUUCCACAUACUCACCCUCUGACUACUUCGGCGAGUUUGGAUUAGUAGUUAACGCCAUCAACAGCGAUAAUAAUAUCCCUGUUAAAAACAACUUGGUUGCUCCAUCUAUUACAGGCGAAUGGACUCCAGAAUCUGUGUGGGACACCGGACUCGUUGGAUCCUAUUCUUCAAGUUUGGGAGCAUUAGCAGUUGAACAUUACCCAAGCGAUAACUGUUACGCUUUGUACGGCAUCGGUUCUCCUGUCAUCCCACAAGACGUAUUUCAAAACUUCCUUACCCAUGCCUCUGGCAUCAAUAUCGUCGCCCCUUAUCUUAAUUCCACCAGCUACGCGCAAUCGGUUGGAAAGCCCUUCAUUAUGAUGGAGACAAACACAGCAUCAUGUGGUGGCUUGCCAGGGAUUAGUGAUACCUUUGGCGCCACUCUAUGGGCACUCGAUUAUGGCCUCCAGAUGGCUUAUAGCAACUUUUCAGGUGCAAUGAUGCACGUUGGUGGUCAAGAUGUGUACUACAAUCCUUUCACUCCACCUCCUACGAACCAGUCAUUAUUCCACCAAUGGACGAUUGGCUCUAUAUUCUACAGCACAAUGGUCGUCGCAGAAGCAUUCGGACCCUCUGGCAACGCACAAAUCAUUGAUCUGCAGGCCAACACCAACAGCACGUAUACCCCUGGCUACGCAAUCUACGAGAAUGGUGCUCCCGUGCGUCUCGUACUACUCAAUUACGUAUCGGAUCCAAGCGGUGCGAGCGCUUACACAGCAACGAUUUCCAUCGGCGGCUCGGCGAUUGGGCAAGACAACGCUACGCCUGCACAAAUACAAGUCAAAUAUCUAGUGGCACCUUCCGUGUCGGAGAAGUCCAACAUUACGUGGGCAGGCCAGACCUUUGGCGGGACCUUCCAGUCUGAUGGUCGCCUAACGGGCACAGAGAGCGUGCAGACGAUUAACUGCGACCAGUCAUCCAAUACUUGUCAAGUGACUGUCCCCGCCCCUGGCGCCGCACUCAUCUUCCUCUCCUCCUCCGCAUAUGCAGAGUCAGGCAACCCCUCCACCCAAACAUUCUCCACCACGAUGGUCACGAAGACAGCAGCGACGGUGGACCCGAGUGUGCUGGCCACCUCGAACGGGAUGUCGGGAGACACAUGGAAGCUUGGAAGCACGAGUAAGGGGAGCAUUGGUGCUGGCCUGAGAACUUCACUUCCAAUUGUUUCUGUUGUCGGUGCAGCUUUGCUGAGUACCGGCAUGCUAUGCACGUGGUUCUGGUCAUGAUAUUCAUGCUGACGAGUCAAAAUUCUUGGUGGAACUACCACCACCGUAAAUGUCUGUCACGAUGUUCACGAUGCGGUCAAAAUUCUUGGGACUGUAUAUUACAUACUGCAAUUACGAUGAGGACGCUUUUAUUUAGUUGUCGUUUUACCACAGAACGGUGUAGGAAAUAUGUAGGCUUGGACAUUGAACCAUAGAACAUUAAUAUUAAAAAGUUGUGACGA